Molecule: messenger RNA, 6534 nt
Organism: Cygnus atratus (black swan)
Lineage: Eukaryota; Metazoa; Chordata; Aves; Anseriformes; Anatidae
Gene: NHSL1
Product: NHS like 1
Exons: 7
Coding region: 502-5463 (1653 amino acids)
Biological process (GO): cell differentiation
Source: RefSeq, a predicted model, not a curated record
AAGCGUGGUGGGUCUGUGAGCCCUCCCGAGCCGAGCCGUGCUCCGGUGGGAUCCCCGCCUGCCUGCCCGUGGGCUGUUUCCGACGCACCGGGGCCGGGGGCUGGAUCGUGCCUGGUCCUCUGAGCGAUGCCAGGGAGAAGAGCGGAGCUGCAGUUUGCGCUGUUGAGUGGAGAAUGGGGAAAACACGUGCCUCGGUGCUAUAUUCUGCUCCACCGUUACACGCUUGCCUGAGCCGCUGCAAGGUGCCACUUUCUGCUGCUUUUCUCCCCUUUGUUUUCUUUGGCAGCUCACGAAGCGCCCUAUCAAAGCAGCUUCAGGGGAGCUGCGCUGGCACGGCGACCUACCUCCAGACUGGUGCUGGUCUCAACGCGGCGAGGAGAAACCUGGACGGAAGUCGCUUUGAAAUUGUUUAGCCUCCCACGAAAACCACGGGGAGAGGGGACGGGAACAGUUUCAGAAAGACCGGGUUGGAGCUGAGGCCAGUAGCGGGCUUGAAAGAAAAUGAAAAAGGAGUGUGUUUCCAGAUCUUUCAAACUCAAACAAAACACAGGCUCCCUCUCGCGUGCCGUAAGCUGGAUAAAUUUCUCCUCCUUGUCAAGGCAGACAAAGAGAUUGUUUCGCAGCGAUGGUGAGCUCUCCUCCAUGUGCGUGCAGCAGGUAGACGAGGAUGACGAGAACUGGACCUACAGAAGCCAGCACAGAAAAGCUGUUUCCAACUUAGAUGAAGAGAGCAGAUGGACUGUCCAUUACACUGCUCCGUGGCACCAGCAGGAAAAUGUGUUCCUGCCUUCCUCAAGACCACCUUGUGUGGAGGACCUGCACCGACAAGCCAAGCUGAACCUCAAGUCAGUACUGAGAGAGUGUGACAAGCUGCGGAGGGAUGGCUACCGGAGCUCUCAGUAUUACUCUCAGGGCCCCACCUUUUCCUCAUCCUCCAGUGCAAUCUGUGGAAAUUACCAGGAUGAUUAUGAAGAAAUUGAACAAAAGUGUUCCGUCUCUUCCCCAGAAGAAGAAAAGCUUAUUACCAUCAAAAGGCCUAAAACCCCAGUUUCAAAUGAGUUAUCAGAUAUCAACACCCAAACCAACUGGACUAAGUCCCUGCCACUGCCAACGCCAGAAGAGAAGAUGCGACAGCAAGCACAGGCAGUCCAAACAGAUGUGGUUCCUAUCAAUGUGACUGCAGUUGGCACUGGCCAAAGCGAUUUCCGAGGGCAUUCGAUGUAUGUCCCAGACCACUGUUCCACGCUAGGGAGACUAGACAGCUAUCGCUCUGCUAUGCAGCGGUCUGAAACCAAGGACACCAGCUGCCAGACCGAGGAAGUUAAAGUUGUGCCCCCUUCAAUGAGAAGAAUACGAGCGCAGAAAGGACAAGGCAUUGCAGCCCAGAUGUCUCAGUUCUCCAGCUCAUCUGGAAACAUGUCAGUGAUGAGUGAUUCUGCCGCAGUUAUAUUUGCGUCUCGCCAAAAUAGUGACAUGGGUUUUCACAGCUUGCCUCGGGCUGGUGCAAGAGUGUCUAUGCAGUCCCUAGAACAGACACAGAGCAUCUCUAGGCAGACAGAAGACAUUGCUGGCACUUUACCCCACCAGAUAAGUAAACUGCAAGUGGAUGAUGGUGUUGUGCAUCUGAGGAAUAAUCCCACGACAGGGACUGUUUCGCGGCCAAAGUCGCAAGAGGUGAGAAGCUAUGACAGUGAAAAGUCCACGAGCCCAGCAUGCGUGGUCUCUCCUCAUGCCACCUACUCAACGAGCGUCAUUCCCAAUGCAACGCUGUCAUCUUCCUCAGAAGUUAUUGUUAUUCACACUGCCCAGAGUGCUGGCUCAUUGGAUAAUAAAAUGGGAGGCUCUGCUGUGUACCCAAAGCCGAGAGACAAUCCUGUUGCCAGCAAUGCAAUAAGCGGGAAAGAAGAUCACCAUUCUUCAAGUGGUAACUGGAGUGAGAGUAGCUCCACACGUCACUCGCAGACUUCAGAUACCAUCCCAUCUAACACUGUCAUGAUGCUCUCUCUUGGUGACUCUGCUGUCUCUCUCAGCACUCCUGGAAAUGCAGAGGCUGGAUCUCAGAGUGCGAACUACAGCUGCAGAAACAAUCUUGCUUUACCAAACCAGUCCCAGGACAGCGAUGGUAGGAGUGAAUCUAGCUAUUCAGGGGAGCGAACGCAAGCAGCGGUGAACAGCACAGAGCAUUGGCUGUACAAGUCUGCGGAAAAUAGCGAGACUUCUUCACGCAAGGUGGCUUGUACCACACCAGGCUGUGCCACUCCUGGUAGCAACCUGAGCAGCAGCAGCCUGGAGAGGACGUCGGCCAGAGAAGAUUCUACUUCUCUGUAUUCUGUGGAGCAGGAUGGUUAUUACAGCUCCAUGCCCGUGGACUCUGGGCUGAAGUCAGACAUGCCGUGCAAUAGCACCAAUGGUUUUGGGAACCCCAGAGACAGCGUGAUUAACGUCUUUGAAGGAAAGGAGAAGAAACAUCAGGAUGACCCGUCGGGCCAAGGUGACAAAUCCCUGGUGAGAAACAUCUCUCUAAAGAAGGCAAAGAAGCCACCUUUGCCACCAUCUAGAACAGACUCACUCAGAAGGGUACCCAAGAAAAAAGCCCAGUCCAACGGACAGGUACUUGAUGAAACCCUGAUUGCCACCCUCCAGCAUUCUCUGCAGUUGAAUCUCAAGUGCAAAAACGGCAGCUCCCCUUCCCAGAGCCCCUGCAGCGAUUACGAGGAUCCCUGGGUGCUGCGCUCUCGCAGCCAAAGCUCGGUCAGUGCAAGCAGCAGCAUGAUGUCCACCACCGCUCCAAACCUGUACUCCAUCUGCACCGUCACCCCCUCCCAGAGCGAAACGAGCAGCAUCAAGUCCGAGUAUGCUGACCAGUGGGGUUACUACAGUGACUACACUGCGGCGGCAGAUGACCAGGUAAAGUCCCCGGUGACCCAUUCUGCCAGUACGUCGUCUGCUCUCAGUGAUUACAGCAUCAGCCACUUCAGCGAUGGCUCGAGGGCUUCUGUGCCACAAGUGCCCAGUGGACUGGCCAAACCAAAGAGCACUUCUCCGGAGAAAUCCCACCGAGUCACAUCACCAUCCAGUGGGUACUCUAGCCAGUCCAAUACGCCCACUGCGCUUACUCCAGUGCCUGUACUGUUAAAAUCCGCAUCAUCAGGAAAUGGGAAAUCCAAGCUGAAACCUAAAGUGCCUGAAAGGAAGUCCUCUCUUCUGUCUUCAGUCUCCAUUUCUUCAUCCUCCACUUCUCUUUCUUCAAAUACAUCUACUGAAGGGAGCAUGAGCGUGAAGAAAAUGGACCCCACCCCGAGCUCUCGUCUGGAUUCUGGUGCACCUCCUCCAACACCUCCUCUCCCAACACCUCCUCCACAUUGCCCUGAGCUUUCUCCUCCCUAUCCCCCUCCUCCUCCUCCAGCAGAAGUCAUGGAUCUAGCACUAUCACCAGCCUCUCCCACAUUUCCCCCUCCUCCGCCAGAAGCUGAUGCAAAUUCUUCCUUUGCCCACAGCGUCCAGUGGUUACCACAAGAAACUUCCAUCACUUCAUUCUCUUCCCCUUUUCCUCCUCCUACUACGUUCCCCUUAGCUGUCCCACCACCAGCACCACCUCUUGAUCCGAAGCUGACAAAGGGUGCAACGAUAUACCCACAGUAUUCUUUUAAGAAACGUAAUCAGGAAGAUCUUUGCUACAGCCCAGUGAAACAGCCCUUCAACAAGCAAGAUGCAUCAAGACCAGUGAUGCCCUUAGUAACUACCAAAGCAUUGCAAAUGGUGCAGCUGAGGUCUGUGAAAAAAGCAACAGAAGGUGAGCCAUCCCCCGAAUCUGCUUCUGAAACCACCUCUCAGGAAAAGGGUACUGUAAGCUCAUCAUCGCAGUCUUCCCUAAAGCCGUCUCUCUCCCUGAGACUCAGUAACAGCUUAGGUGAAGAGGAGAUGAAAACUCAUGGCACUUCAUUUAAAAACUCAGCCCAAACGCUGGCUCAGAGUUCUCCUCUGACUCUCUCUGACAACAUACCUGCACUUGACAGCGAUCAAAAAUCUGCAAGUACAGUAGGUCUAAGCAAGUCUAUCGAAGCUGUUUCAGUGGGGACAGCUACCGAAGACACGCCCGAGUCUCCAGUGCAGAGCAAAGACUUCCAUUCUGGCAUGUCACCUCAGGGGUCACCAGCAUCUCCAGACAAGACUCAGGUCGUAUUGCCAAACAAGAAACCACCUCCCAUUUCAAAGAAACCCAAACUGUUCCUCGUUGUACCACCUCCACAGUUAGAUCUUACAGUGGAGAAAAUAGCUGAAGUGAGUGAUACUGUCAGAGGCGCACCAAGCCCAACUAAGAGAGACGCUGUGCUUGCACACUGCGAGGAGGCGAGAAAUUGUCUUACAGAUGGACUCAGCUCUAGCGAGAUGGACUCUGGCAGCCUGGUUCCAGAGGGAGGAGCUGCCGGAGUCACCUUCUCCGAAACAGUGGGAGCUAGUGCCUUUGUGGCACAGCCUGCUGCAUCACCAGUUCAGGAAGAAGCCAGGCAGGAGGAGCAGCCUGCUUUUGACGAAGGAAGCAGUUCAGGCAGCAGCCAAGACAGUGGCAGUAACACUGACGGGCACCUAUCUCAAGAGAACGAAAGCGCCGAGGUGUUUGAGUCGGAUACAGCAAAUAGUUCCUUCCUGCCAAGCAGUAGUUAUGGGGAAGAGACGGACGGAGUGGCAACACCAGCGAGACCAAGGACUACUGAGGAUCUUUUUGCAGCCAUCCACAGAUCCAAAAGGAAAGUCCUUGGCCGUAAGGAUUCUGAAGACGAGCGCACCCGCAACCAUUCUCCAUCACCCCCCGUAACACCCACUGGUGCUUCCCCAACUUUGUCUACCCUCAAACAAGCAGGAUCCAUUCAGAGAAGCGUUCGCAAGAGCAGCACCAGCAAUGACAACUUCAAAGCCCUGCUGCUGAAGAAAGGGAGCCGCUGCGACACCAGCUCCCGCAUGUCAGCAGCAGAGAUGUUGAAGAACACGGACCCGCGGUUCCACCGAGCAAAGACAGACGCCUCCCCUGACCUUUCUGACAGCCCUGCCAGCUGCUCGCCCAGCAAGAGCAAACGGGCCCAGGAGGAGUGGGCCAAGAGCGAGGGCCUGAUGCCAAGGAGCAUGUCCUUUUCUGGCACUAGGUACGGCCGAUCGCGAACGCCCCCCUCCGCUGCCAGCAGCAAGUACAAUGUCCGCAACCGCAUCCAGAGCAGCCCCAUGACUGUGAUUAGCGAAGGAGAUGGGGAAGUGGUGGAGCAGUCAGAGGGCAGGGUCCGAAGGACUUUGGAAGAGCAGCAAGAGAGGCAGCUCGAUAUGUUUAACAGUGAUGAAAUAGACAUGAAUGACUUUCCAUAUGCCGAGGAGCCAGGCUGCAAGGAGACCUUGGAUCCAACCCAUCUAGACUUAAUGACUCAGCCAGGUACUUCGGGGAAGUAUCUAAGUCCUUCAGCUGAAGAAAGUUAAGAGGCUGUGACAGAAGGCAUUGGAUAUUUGUCUAGAAAAUGACAGAGGACUAGAUUCCAGAAGAAAGCCCAGAUCAGGACAAGUUUACUUCACGGAGCAUUUAUUCCAUGAACUGCAUGUGUGUGUUUAAAUGCCGAAGCAAUGAUAGUUCUGCAUGGUUGGGUUGGGGUGGGGAGGACUUGCUUUGAAUGAAUGGUCUGUGGCUUAAAGAAAGUAACAGCUGAAAUUUUUGUGUAAAGCCUUAGAAGUCCUCUUGCGGGGUGUGGGGAGGGAUUUUUCUCAGAGCCUGUAGGGGUGUGAAGUUUUUCUUUUUCUUGAGACUGCAAUUGUGCAAGCAAAAUUUAGGAAUAAGCCUGAAAAAGAGGAAUGGGAAGGCUUCUGUGGUACAAGCUGGACGUUUGCUUCAAAAGCAUUGCAUUGGUGCAGCGUAGUGCAUUCGUUAAGCAGAGAGGUAGGACGAGGUGCGUUGACCUGUGAGAGGGUAGUGGAGUUGGUGCUGGGGCUGCAGGGCUUCUUACUCGGGUACGUCCCAGUGUCGGAGCGUGUCCUGCUAAUGCAAAUAGGUCACCGGGUUAAGAGUUGCUCCAGGGUACUUUGUUUUUUCCUGAGGGAAAAUGAAACACGAGUUACCAUGGAAGAGGGAGCGAAGUUUUAUAACACAGUACUAGCUGCUGUGCAGCCACACACGUACACUUGGCGAAACACUCAUUUCCAGGUGAAUUGCUUCCCUGACCAGAGUAUUCCCUUAGAGAACUGGAACAACUGCACGUGUGCAGAGGUUGUGAGCAGACAACAGAGAAGUGGGAGAGAAAUUAAACUGUAUACUGCUGGGGUUUGGAAAGGUUACGUUUCUGAAUUAUAAAAAAAAAAUAAAUAAAAAUUGAGAACUUGCACUACAGAGCUGUAGGUGGAGCCUGUCUUUCAAAAUUGAAAUUUGGGAGUAACAUUUUGCUAGAAGUCUUUCUUCCAUUUGUCAGAAUGGAAGGGCUAUCACUUUUCAUCACUUGAAAUACAAAUACUUGCUAACUUUUGGUUACCAAAGAAUAAGUUACAGUUACUUUCCUUUUUGAU